CACUUCAGACCAAUAGGGGCUUCGGUGGGCGGUCCCAGAGAAACACACUAGUGUUAAACUGCACCCCUCACCUCCACCUCCUCUCAAAUACCGGCUGAGAAGGUCUGUCGAUGUGUUGUGCCGUUACUGAUGCUCUUGCCUACUGGGAUCUCGUGCGUACAUUUCGUUUGUUUCGACCGGCGAGCUGUAAUCGAGGCUUUGAUAUGCCCAUUGUGGUGACCGAUGUCCCUGGGAUACUGCUAUUGUCCACCGGGAUGACCGAGUCGCAGAACGACACCCGCCGAGUCCUGAACGCCUCGACAGGAGGACAUCACUUCAGCACCCUGGACGAUAUCGAUGUGACCGCGGACGCCAGUCCGGUGCUGAGAAUCCUUAUCUCCAUCGUGUACUCUGUUGUUUGCGCAGCAGGGCUGGUGGGCAACUUGCUGGUUUUCUUUCUGAUGAAGACGAAGCAAGGCUGUAAAAAGUCCACUAUCAAUUUCUUCAUCCUUAACUUAGCGGUCACUGACUUCCAAUUUGUUCUAACACUACCCUUUUGGGCAGUGGACACUGCUUUGGACUUCAGCUGGCCUUUUGGAGUUGCUAUGUGCAAGAUCGUCCUGUCGGUGACCGUCAUGAACAUGUACGCCAGCGUGUUUUUUCUCACGGCUAUGAGUAUCGCCCGCUACUGGUUAGUGACCUCAGCUUUGAAGAACAGGAACCGCCGCUUGCCCUGCUCAGUACGCUGGGUCUGCAUGCUGCUGUGGGUCUCCGCCACUGUUGCCACCGCACCCACCACCCUGUUCUCCACGGUGGAUAACGUCGCUGGAGAGAAGCUCUGCCUCCUCCGUUUCCCCAAAGGUCAGAACUGGCUAGCGCUUAACCACCUGCAAAAGAUAAUGAUUGCCUUCGUGCUGCCUAUGGCUAUUCUGUCCAUCUGCUACCUGCUGCUCGUCCGUUUCCUCAGACAGCAGAGCACGAACAAUAACAACCCCAAACGGAGGUCGAGUGUAACUCGCUCGGUCACCGUCGUGGUGCUUUCCUACUUUUUGUGCUGGAUGCCUAACCAAGCUCUCACAUUCUGGGGAGUACUCGUCAAGUUCAGCGCUGUCCCUUGGGACAAAGCUUACUACCUCGUGCACACGUAUGUUUUCCCGGUCACCGUGUGCCUGGCUCACGCCAAUAGCUGCCUGAACCCCAUCCUCUACUGCCUCAUGAGACGUGAGUUCAGGAAGAUCCUGCGUGGCCUUUUCUGGCGAAUCUCACCUCCGGUCAACUCAAAUACUUGCCCUCUCCGGCAGUUCUCGGAAUCUUUCAACCCAGCCCAGUAUGACACGCAGGGUGUCAUUCCUGUGAAUGUGACGGGAAUCGAUCCAGGACGAGUGUCGUCGCCUCUCCACGGUGCGUGCAACACCGUACCUUCCUCUAGUACCUUCAUGCAGAUCUAAGUGAGGUAUUUUAAACGAAAGAAGGUCGGCUGUACCUCGUAGAAAAAAAAGUGGAUCGAUUAAUCCAGGCAAAGAGCAAAGGAGUGAAUCCAUGUUGAAUCUAAGAAAACGACCUGACACCCUAAUGUCAUGGCACUUGCUUACAAAUGCUGCUGCUCAAAAGAUGUACUAGUCACCCGCGCUCCUAGAUGCGCGAAUGUGGACACAGUGGGCGGUGGAAUGAAAUAUUUAUUUUCUAUCUCACCUCUAAAUGUGCUUCGUCCCGUCCACGGCGGGUUCCUGUCUGGCGCCUAUUUAUGCCGGUAUAGGCUAUUUUAUUUUAUUUUGGAUAAAGCUGCUUCAGAAAUUGGACGAAUGAACAUUUUAAACGUGAUCAUUAACUCGAUCAGUUUUCAGCCCGUUUGCAAAUACCCAGGUCGUCCAUGAAGAGAAGUUACCGAUUUCCUGCAACCGCUUGGACUAUUUCAUAACAUGUAAAUGGGCGUUCAUGCUUUCUAAGGACAUUUAUGUGUGGUGUGCAUGGGGAUUGCGGAUUGGAACAUAUGUCGAUAUGUUAGUGCGAAGAAAUUAAUGUGUACUCGAUUGUGAGAACACACGCACGCGAGAACACGCGUGGAAUUAACAUGUGCGUGUACUUUAUGUGUUAGUUGGAAAGAGAUAGAUAGAUAGAUAG
Messenger RNA from Erpetoichthys calabaricus (reedfish), 2100 nucleotides. RefSeq names its product relaxin-3 receptor 1-like. The record is from RefSeq and is a predicted model, not a curated record. Gene Ontology annotation, molecular function: G protein-coupled receptor activity. Bases 111 to 1427 code for a protein of 438 amino acids. The transcript has a single exon. Lineage: Eukaryota; Metazoa; Chordata; Cladistia; Polypteriformes; Polypteridae. Gene Ontology annotation, cellular component: membrane. Gene Ontology annotation, biological process: immune response; G protein-coupled receptor signaling pathway.